AUGAGUGUUCAUACUUCAGAGUCGAUGAUGAGCUCAGACGAUGACAAGAUGCUACAACGGACAAAUUCCUCUGAUGCAUUCAGAUCAAAUCAUGACGAUUCUUUUUGUUACCGUCUUCAGGCCGAGAUCCUAAAAGCCUCACCGUAUUCUGGAAUAGGGGAAUGUGUACCGAACCCUGGAGGAAGUCAUCAUCCCCAUUUAGAAGAUGUGUUAGGAAGAACGUGUCUACAUUAUGCUGCUCAGACGAAAGAGCUACAUCGAGCCUUCGGCAACGAAGAAGCUGUGGGGGAUUUUUGGGCUGAGCUAUUGGAGCACUUCGGCGACAAACUGACAGCCUGUGAUAAUGAGGGCCGUACCGCCCUUUCUUGGGCAGCAGAAGCUGGAAACAGUUCCGCUAUAAGUAAUUUGCUUGGCUCAUUUAAGCAACCUGACCACACUCAUCUGUUCUAUGACGACAAAGACAAGAAAGGAAACACCCCCCUAUUUUACCUGCUUCAAUUCCGGAAAGACCAGCCCAGAAGGGACGGUAAACGCCCCACAAAUGAUUAUGACGUCUCUGCCAUUGCAGAAAAAGAAAAUUGGCUUGUUGGACGGCUUAUCUGGGAAAUAGAAUGGCAUAGUUGGAGUGGAUUUGUGUCGGAGCACUUAGAGGAGUCUUUCCUUUCUCAGGGCCCACUUCCUCCUCACUACUUUGGUAAAGAGGUCUUGAACAAAAGGUUUAAUGGGCAGACUUUGUUAUCCCGCGCCGUGGAGUUUAAGGACUACAGUUUCGUUCACGUUUUGUCCCUCGUCGAUGGAAUUGACGUGACAAAGGUAGAUGUUGAUGAGAACGGCGUGAAAGGGAAAUCUCCUUUGCUACACGCUAUAGACAAUGGCGACAAGGAUAUGGUCAAAUUAUUGAAAUGGAAUGCUUUGAGAGGUCCUGAGAAAGACCUUUCAACGCUGCUUGAUUCAUUUAUCGACAAAAGCAAAAAUGAAUCUAAAGAAUCAGUGGAGCGUCUUGAGAGUCUUCUCGAUUUGCAGGCUCUGAGAGAGGUUGGUGACCUGGAAGAGGAGGGAGUGGUGACGGAAGACAUUGAAAUUGGAAGACAGGAAGAGGAAGACCCGACAAGAGCAUACCUUGUCAAAGUUCUUCGAUGCUCCUGGAAGCUGAAAGCACUGCCUAUGGUUCAAUUUCUUCUUGAAAAUGGCGCUUCACCACGGCCUCUGCAGCUCACGAAAAAGGCCUGGUUUGAAUUCAUAGACUCAAACCCCCACCUGGAAGAUAAAUCAAGACUGAGGAAGUUUUUACAGCUGACUGAGGUUGUGAGGGAAGGUAAUACUUUACACAUCCUCCGCACGCCGGAAACUAUACCGGAAACAAUACGAGAGCAUGUGAGAGGAGAUAAACGCAGCCAGAUGAGUGUGAAAGCCUGCCAGGAAGUUGAAUUCGCACGAUCCAGAAACCAAUACGGAUUUCAUGAGGUCAAACUGCACGACGAUGAGGUCGUUUGCAAGAUGCUUAUAAGGUUUCCUAAUGAAACAGACAUCUUCACAAAGCAAGGGAGGUCGCUUGAGGAAAUGGAAGACCCCAAAUGUACAACUCGAUGGAUUCAAUGGACUACAUCGAGAAACGGCUUUGUUUGCUACGAAAGCACACUUUCUUCAGGCCAGAUUCCGGGAUCAAGUUACGCUUUCGUAAAAGAUCUCAUAUCUGAUAUAGAAGAUGGGUGGAUGCAGAUUUUCAACACGGCAGAAGAUCGCCUGAAUACAAAUACUACGGACUAUCAAAGACGUGAUCAAAGUCGUGAGUUAGUUAGAUAUUUUGCCACGGAACGAAAAUUCUUUGCAAUACUCCGGCAAGCCCUCCGCCAACAUUUAGGGUCGACGUUGCGGUUGAUCAAAGAAAGUCAUUCAAAGACUCAAGAGCUUCUUGAGAAAGAAGAUAUUGAGGACCCGAAUGAAGUGACAGCCGCCCUAGAGAAUGCGAGAAGACUUCUCAAUGAGCAUUUAGAAAGGCAAAUCCAAGACAUUCGUGACUCAGUUCAGGUGGAGCUUGCUGAAAUAUCUGUUGGAGAGACUAUCUUCAUGAGAAGAAUUGGUCUAGUCACGAGCCUUUUUGGAAUGAAUGUCAAUGCUUUACAGAACAAUCCUGACUGGAAAUGGUAUUUGCUUUUUUGCGCUGGACUACUCAUGUUCACAUAUGCGCUCUGGGUGGUCUCAGACCCAGAAAGCCAGGCCACGGGAAUUGAAUGUGGUCGAAAUUUUAUGUGGACGCCGUCGACAGAGAAAAGUGCAAUGGGAAGCUUGAUUACUCCUAAUUUCAGCUAG
Penicillium subrubescens is the source of this 2310-nucleotide messenger RNA. Its product is annotated as ankyrin. NCBI's taxonomy places the organism in Eukaryota, Fungi, Ascomycota, Eurotiomycetes, Eurotiales, Aspergillaceae. The coding region runs from base 1 to 2310 and encodes 769 amino acids. The record is from RefSeq and is a predicted model, not a curated record. Gene Ontology annotation, cellular component: cytoplasm; nucleus. Gene Ontology annotation, molecular function: protein binding. The transcript is spliced from 6 exons.